Penicillium concentricum is the source of this 936-nucleotide messenger RNA. Its product is annotated as hemolysin III family protein. Gene Ontology annotation, cellular component: membrane. The record is from RefSeq and is a predicted model, not a curated record. Gene Ontology annotation, molecular function: signaling receptor activity. Lineage: Eukaryota; Fungi; Ascomycota; Eurotiomycetes; Eurotiales; Aspergillaceae. The coding region runs from base 1 to 936 and encodes 311 amino acids. The transcript has a single exon.
AUGACCCGACGCGCGACACCGUCCCCGCGCGAAGACUCCCAAUUGUUGACUGAGAGCUCGACAACCACGUCUAAGCCGGAUGACCAGUCAUACUGGCCAACUAUUGGAAGCAAAAAUUUGAUUCCAGGAUGGCUACGUGAUAAUGACUAUAUUUUGGAAGGCCAUCCGAUGCCGACAUAUUCUUACAAACGAUCCUUGCGUCUGUGGCGUUGUUUACACAUGGAAACAAUGAACAUAUGGACUCAUCUUCUGGGCUCAAUGGCCUUCGUCGCUGUUGGUUUCACCCUGUAUUAUUCUGUCUCGCUCUCAAAAGACCUCAAUUUCACCCACGGCGAUGUAUUUGCGUUCGGAUCCUUCUUGACCUCGGCAACCAUCUGUUUUGCCCUCAGCGCUGGAUUCCAUACCCUAAGAAGCCACUCAUACAAUAUCCACCAUCUCUGGGGUAAAAUGGAUAUUCUCGGCAUUUGUUUCCUCGCUCUCGGAGCUGGUACUUCUAUGACAUAUUACGCAUUUUAUUGCAGACCCUUCGUCCAGCGGGUGUAUUGGGGACUCAAUAUCUUCUCCGCGAUUGGCGCUGCUGUCACUUUGUUUGACACCGGGGGUGGAGGCAACAAAAUGAGAACUCUGCGAGGAGGUGUCUUCUCCUUGCUCGCUAUCUCUGCCAUGCUGCCUAUUCUUCAAAGUGUGAUCGAGUUAGGCUGGACUCGUGCGAGUAAUGAGAUUGGGGCUGGGUGGUAUCUUGCAGAAGCAAUCUCUCUCUUGAUCGGAGUGAGCGUUUUCGUCUGUCGAUUCCCAGAGAGACUGAGCCCCGGGACGUUUGAUAUUUGGGGUCAUUCACAUCAGCUCUGGCAUACAUUUGCUGUGCUUGGCGGUGCUUUUCAUGUUGUCGCUUUGGUGGCUGCAUAUGACUACCGUCGGAUGCACAAAAUUUGUUGA